Messenger RNA from Antrostomus carolinensis (chuck-will's-widow), 195 nucleotides. RefSeq names its product gallinacin-10. Gene Ontology annotation, biological process: innate immune response in mucosa; defense response to Gram-negative bacterium; defense response to Gram-positive bacterium. Gene Ontology annotation, cellular component: extracellular region. The record is from RefSeq and is a predicted model, not a curated record. Lineage: Eukaryota; Metazoa; Chordata; Aves; Caprimulgiformes; Caprimulgidae. Gene Ontology annotation, molecular function: CCR6 chemokine receptor binding. The transcript has 2 exons. Bases 1 to 195 code for a protein of 64 amino acids.
AUGAGGAUCCUCUACCUGCUCUUCGCUAUUGUCUUCCUCCUCUUCCAGGCUGCUCCAGGUUCUGCAGAUCCUCUUUUUCCUGACACCGCAGAGUGCAGGAGCCAGGGAAAUUUCUGCCGUGCUGGAACAUGCCCACCCACCUUCGCUGUCUCAGGGUCGUGCCACGGGGGGCUGCUGAAAUGCUGUUCAAAGUAA